This is a messenger RNA of Pyrus x bretschneideri (Chinese white pear), 3354 nucleotides long. RefSeq names its product RNA cytidine acetyltransferase 1. Gene Ontology annotation, biological process: rRNA acetylation involved in maturation of SSU-rRNA. The record is from RefSeq and is a predicted model, not a curated record. NCBI's taxonomy places the organism in Eukaryota, Viridiplantae, Streptophyta, Magnoliopsida, Rosales, Rosaceae. Gene Ontology annotation, cellular component: nucleolus; 90S preribosome. Gene Ontology annotation, molecular function: ATP binding; 18S rRNA cytidine N-acetyltransferase activity; tRNA binding.
UCACUGGUUCAACAGAAGGCUUAAACCCUGCCCGAGGACAACUGCCGUAGUUAUAAAGCAAGUAUAAACCCUAAACCCUAAUUGCAGAGAGAGAGAAAAUGAGGAAGAAGGUGGACGAACGCAUCCGGACCCUAAUCAGCAAUGGCGUCAAAAACCGGCACCGCUCCAUGUUCGUCAUCGUCGGCGACAAGUCCCGUGACCAGAUAGUGAAUCUUCAUUAUAUGCUAAGCAAUGAAGUAAAAAAAUCGCGUCCGACUGUCUUGUGGUGCUACAAGGACAAGCUUGAGCUCAGCAGUCACAAGAAAAAACGUGCUAAGCAGGUAAAAAAGAUGAUGCAGAGGGGACUGCUUGAUCCCGAGAAGGUUGAUCCUUUCUCACUUUUUGUUGAAAGUGGGGGAUUGACUUAUUGCUUGUACAAGGAUUCAGAAAGAAUUCUUGGUAAUACCUUUGGAAUGUGUAUACUUCAGGAUUUUGAGGCCUUGACUCCAAAUCUACUAGCAAGAACGAUAGAGACAGUUGAGGGAGGUGGACUAGUCAUAUUGUUGCUUCGUUCUCUAACCUCACUCACCAACCUCUACACCAUGGUUAUGGAUGUUCACGAUAGGUUUCGAACUGAAUCCCAUGCUAAGGCUACUGGGCGUUUUAACGAGCGUUUCUUAUUAUCGCUUGCAUCAUGCAAAUCAUGUGUAGUCAUGGAUGAUGAGCUGAAUAUUUUACCAAUUUCAUCUCAUAUGAGGUCAAUUACCCCGGUUCCAGUUAAAGAGGACUCUGAAGGGAUAUCAGAGGCACAAAGGGAAUUGAAGGAUUUAAAAGAGCAACUGAGUGAUGCCUUUCCAGUUGGCCCUUUAAUAAAGAAAUGUUGUACGUUGGACCAGGGAAAUGCUGUUGCUACAUUUCUUGAUGCAAUCUUGGACAAGACACUCCGAAGUACUGUUGCCUUGCUUGCUGCUCGAGGCCGUGGAAAAUCGGCUGCACUUGGUUUGGCAAUUUCAGGAGCUAUUGCUGCAGGGUAUUCAAAUAUCUUUGUAACUGCACCCAGCCCUGAGAACUUAAGAACCUUGUUCGAAUUUGUUUGCAAGGGUUUUGAUCAACUGGACUAUAAGGAACAUAUAGAUUAUGAUGUACAGAAAAGUAGUGACCCUUCGUUGAAGAAAGCAACCGUACAGAUCAAUAUAUACAAGCAGCACAGACAAACAAUUCAGUAUAUACGGCCACAUGAGCAUGAAAAGCUUUCCCAAGUUGAACUGUUGGUUGUUGAUGAAGCAGCUGCUAUUCCACUACCAGUAGUGAAAUCUUUGCUUGGUCCUUAUCUGGUCUUCCUUUCAUCUACUGUUAAUGGCUAUGAAGGUACGGGUCGGUCUUUGUCCCUAAAGCUUAUACAGCAAUUGGAAGAGCAAAGCCAAACGUCUGCUAAAGGGCCUGUAUCUGGUCGGCUUUUCAAAAAGAUAGAACUGAAAGAAUCUAUCAGAUAUGCUUCUGGUGAUCUGAUUGAAUCCUGGCUUCAUGGUUUACUUUGCUUGGAUAUCACAAAUUAUAUCCCUAAACUUAACGGGUUACCUGCACCAAGUGAGUGCGAUCUGUACUACAUUAACCGUGAUACACUGUUUUCAUAUCAUAAAGAUAGUGAGUUGUUCUUACAGCGAAUGAUGGCUCUAUAUGUUGCUUCCCACUACAAAAAUUCUCCAAAUGAUUUGCAACUAAUGGCUGAUGCCCCAGCUCACCACUUGUUUGUACUACUUGGCCCUGUUGAUGAGUCAAAAAAUCAGCUUCCUGAUAUUUUGUGCGUCAUUCAGGUAUGCCUUGAGGGAAAGAUUUCUCGUGAAUCUGCAAUGAAAAGUUUAAGCGAUGGUCAUCAGCCCUCUGGUGACCAGAUACCAUGGAAAUUCUGUGAGCAAUUUCAGGACACCGUUUUUCCCAGUCUCUCAGGUGCUCGGAUUGUACGAAUUGCUACACAUCCCAGUGCCAUGAAGAUUGGAUAUGGAUCACAAGCAGUGGAACUAUUGACAAGGUACUACGAAGGACAGUUUGCUCCUAUUUCUGAACUGGACAUUGAAGAUGUUGUUGAGACUCCACCACUCAAAGUCACAGAAGCUGCCGAGAAGGUUUCAUUACUGGAAGAAAGUAUAAAACCUAGAACAGAUCUUCCUCAUUUGCUCGUUCAUCUUCGUGAAAGGCGACCAGAGAAACUCCAUUAUAUUGGUGUCUCCUUUGGGCUUACAUUGGACCUUUUCCGGUUUUGGUGGAAACAUAAGUUUGUUCCAUUCUAUAUUGGACAUAUUCCAAGUGCUGUGACUGGGGAGCAUACAUGUAUGGUCCUCAAAUCUUUGAAGAAUGAUGAACUUGAAACCAGUGAUUUUCGUCCAUUCUACCUAGAUUUCAGGAGAAGAUUUUUGAGACUAUUGGGUUAUAGUUUUCGUACAAUGGAUUAUAGGCUUGCUAUGAGCAUCUUAGAUCCUAAGAUCAAUUACAAGGAUCUAGAGCCCAAAUCGUCUACCGUAGAUGGAUUCUUACAGUCAAUCACAGACUUACUUUCGCCUUAUGAUAUGAAGCGACUACAGGCCUACACCAGCAGUCUUGCUGACUUUCAUAUGAUUUUGGAUCUUGUUCCAACGCUUUCACAUCUGUAUUUCCAAGAGAAGCUUCCAGUGACAUUGACUGGUGCCCAGGCUUCCAUAUUGCUCUGCAUUGGCUUACAAAAUCAAGAUAUCUCCUAUAUUGAGGGGUUGAUGAAAUUGGAAAGGCAGCAAAUAUUGUCUCUCUUUAUAAAAGUUAUGAAAAAGUUUCACAAAUAUCUAUAUGCUAUUGCAUCUGAGGGCCUUGAGUCAACCUUUCCUAAACCAAAAGAAACUCUCUUGGAACCUCACAAAAUCUCUGUUGAUGAUGAUCUCAAUGAUGCUGCAAGAAAAGUUGAGGACGGGGUGAGAUCCAACAGAGAUGAAUCAUUAGAUCCCAAGUUGCUUCAGCAGUAUGCCAUUGGGGACAGAGAUGCAGACUUUGAGAAUGCAUUACAGAAUGGCGAUGUAAACUUACCGGCUGGUGGUCUCGUUAGUGUGAAAUCAAGUAGAAACAGAACGGAUAAAGGUAAAGAGAGAGAGAGUCAUAAGAGCGGGGAAAAGCGACGUAAAAAUGAGCAUGGCUCCAGCUCAAAGUCCAACAAAAAGAAGAAACAUUGACAUUAGUGACGGUCAUGUAUGCAACUAUUGUAACAUUCAGUAAGAAGUCACUUUAAGGUACCAGAGGCAAUAGUGAUAGUCAUGUAUGCAACUGUUAUAACAUUCAUUGCGUCAAUGACGAUGUAUUUUUGACACAAACAGAACAGGUAUGCAUCAGGAGAUGACAAUUUUGGUUCUUUAA